AUGCACGGAAUCCGCCGGGAGGACGUCUACAAGACUCCCGAGGAGGAGAAGGCGUUUGCCAAUAAACUUGAAAAGGGGUUCAAGUUGCUGGAUUCCUUUGUCGCCAGCGUCCGUGAGAGCGACUCAACCGUGUCACCGUCCUGCGGUGUUCUUGAGGAUGCCGAUGAAGCCGACCGCAUGUUCGCACUGUCGACUGCGAUAAUCGAUUUCAUGCCGGAGUUCUAUCCAUCUUGGCAUUAUCGCAAGAACUACUUUUUGCAGCCGCGUUUGGGCGAGGAGCGCCUGCGCGCACUGCUGGCUGACGAGCUGUCGUUCAGCGAAUCCGUGCUGAAAACUUCGCCCAAAUGCUACGCCGUGUGGCAGCAGCGCCUGUGGGUAUUGACUCUCAUGUUCAACAUGCGGUGUGAGGAUGUGGGCGAUAUUUUGCGUAAGGAGCUUUCACUCUGUAUGAUGCUCUUCCGCUUGGACGGCCGCAACUUCCAUGGCUGGGGCCACCUUAACUACGUGCGCCACUACCUCAAGCUGUUGGAGAGCGAUAGCGCCAACGUUCCCCCCCUUCCCGUGGACAAGCUGUGUUACACCGAGUUCAGCAAGCUCAUUGAGAAGAACUUCUCCAACUAUUCCGCGUGGUUCCAUCGCGGAAUGCUGUCCGAGAACUGCGGCUGCGUUUCGGACGAUUUGGAUAAUUUGACCCCCGCCAUCUACACUGACCCGAACGACCAGUGCCUGUGGCACCAUUUCGACUGGCUGCUGUACCGCCGCAACGCUCUGCGCUACUAUCUGGUGCGCUGCUGCUACUUUGAGGAGUCACAGAGUUUCGUGUUCUUCUUCAACGAAUGCGUCAGCCUGUCGACAACCGACAGCUUCAUCAGCGUCACCUCUCCAGAUGGCAACCAUGCUAAGUUAGACGGAAGCUGGUCGGCUGUGAGCUCGUCACCUCGCCAAAGCAGGUUGAGUUCAAUCUCUGUUCCGGAGUAUGCUUGGAGAUUCACCUUAACGGCACCGCUUAGCACGAACCCAUCUACGUGCAUCUCCCCGUCGCUGAUGGUAGAGACCGACGAGCGAACCGUGGAGUCGUUUUACUCCCAUCUGCGCCACCUGCCUAAGUGCAACAGGACAUCCGACACCCGAGACGUGCCGAACCCACCGCCGUGUCUUUUGUGCCUACGGUACAAGCUUCAUCUGUCAGAAUCCGGAGAACUGCCCAUAGACCUGGAUUCCUUAGAGUUCAUGCGCAGCAACAUGGCCAGCUGCAGUGGAUGGGAGGACUUGUCCGGUGUCUUACGUGCACCCGUGCUCCUGCCUGGUUCGUCACGCAUAGUGUCCCUCGGUAAAGACAUCACCCCCGCCAUACUGGAGCAGCAGCUGGAGAUGAUCGACACGCUGGUGGGUAUGGGAACCGAGUCUAAGUAUCUCCAUCUCGCCAGACACAAGAUCCGCCGCCAUCUCGGGCAACCAAGCGACGCAGACGAGUGCUACCAGCAUGUAACGCGCAUAGACGACAUUAGAGCACGCCUCCACAGCGACAUGUUGCUGGUAGCCAAGGUGCAAAGCGCCCUCGACGCAAGUGCGGCAGCGGGCUCCACCUCCGCAAGUCUGAGCGGCAUGGGCAUCCGGAGGCUACCUUACCGAGCACUGAGCCCUCAUUUCACGCUAGAAGAGUUGGAUUUGAGCGACAACUCGCUGUGCGAAGGCUCCCUCAUCGACAUCGGAAUCUGCCUUCUACUGCGACUCCACACGAUAUCGCUGGCUCGCAACGGGCUUAAGCGUCUGUCAAGCACGCUUGAAGUUUUGCGCAACCUAUCGAGGCUGAGACGGCUCGACCUAUCAGGGAAUCCGCUGGAUUCUAUGGACCAAUGUACACCCAUUUUCGUUCCGGAGUCGUUGAUGGAAAUAGACAUCAGCGACACACCCCUUGCAGCCUUUCUGCUGGACGAUACGGAGCAGCACGGCGCCGCAACCGUUGUGCCACGCAAGUACCCGAUUCUGGACGGCUUUGAGGUACAUUUCGAUGAACCGGGCUCGGCAACAAGCCACCGCGUUCCAUCGUCCGUGUCUGGCGCCGCCCCGGUCGCUGCGGUUCUGAAACGUGCGUCCGGGCGCCCGCGUUGA
Messenger RNA from Babesia bigemina, 2112 nucleotides. Its product is annotated as protein prenyltransferase alpha subunit repeat domain containing protein, putative. Gene Ontology annotation, biological process: protein geranylgeranylation. The record is from RefSeq and is a predicted model, not a curated record. Gene Ontology annotation, molecular function: Rab geranylgeranyltransferase activity. Bases 1 to 2112 code for a protein of 703 amino acids. The transcript is spliced from 7 exons. NCBI's taxonomy places the organism in Eukaryota, Apicomplexa, Aconoidasida, Piroplasmida, Babesiidae. Gene Ontology annotation, cellular component: cytoplasm; Rab-protein geranylgeranyltransferase complex.